Messenger RNA from Xylona heveae TC161, 978 nucleotides. Its product is annotated as isoflavone reductase family protein. NCBI's taxonomy places the organism in Eukaryota, Fungi, Ascomycota, Xylonomycetes, Xylonales, Xylonaceae. The transcript is spliced from 4 exons. Gene Ontology annotation, molecular function: oxidoreductase activity. Bases 1 to 978 code for a protein of 325 amino acids. The record is from RefSeq and is a predicted model, not a curated record.
AUGGCAACCCCAAUCACUGUUGGUGUCAUAGGUGCAACUGGCAACACUGGCCGGACUGUAGUUGAAGGUUUAUUAUCUUCAACGACCAAAUUCACUGUCACAUCUUUCACACGUGAGGUCUCUGUUAAUAGUCCUGCCAACCAACGACUUAAAAGCAAAGGCGUUCGAAUUGUUGGUUAUGACUUGAACGGGCCCAAGGAAAAGCUGGUCGAUCAAUUGGCGGGCAUUGAUAUUCUCAUCUCUUGUAUAACUUGGGAACAUCUGGAUCUUCAGGUCCCAUGGAUCGAAGCCGCAAAAGAAGCUGGCGUGAAGCGUUUUGUGCCCUCAGAAUGGGUAGGCCCAGCACCAAAAGGUGUCAUCGACAUCAAAGACAAGAAACUCGAAAUUCUCGGCGUGAUUCAGCGGGCGGGUUUGCCAUAUACCAUCAUCGAUGUGGGCUGUUGGUACCAGGUUUUCGUCCCAAAAGUGCCAUCCGGAAAGUCAGAUCAUGGCCACAUGAUCUAUAUAGACCACAGGAUCGUCGAAGAUGGAAAUCAGAAAUUCGCCUUGACAGACAUGGCGGAUAUUGGCAAGUACGUUGCUCAGAUUGUGUCGGAUCCUCGAACAUUGAAUAGGCAUGUGUUUGCCUACACUGAAGUUCUGAGCAUGAAUGAAAUCUGGGAUGUGAUGGCCAGAGCCAGUGGAGAAGACCCCCCAAAAGAUUAUGUGUCCGGUGCAGAGCUCAAUGAGAUCAUCGACGUAUGCCGGAAGAGGCUUCAGGAAAGCGAGAGUGGUAUGCGUGCGAGAGAUAUUAUGGACGUUGCAAAUUUUAAUAUGGGACAAUACCGCAUAUCUUGGUGUAUUCGAGGAGAUAAUACCCCGGAAUAUGCAGACUAUCUUGGGUACCUCGAUUUCUGGAAGAUGUUCCCGGACUUUCCUAAGGGCAGAAGUCUCAUGGAAUUCUACCAAGAAGUUCUCAGGGGGAAUGCAUCAGGUUAA